Drosophila biarmipes is the source of this 8636-nucleotide messenger RNA. RefSeq names its product AF4/FMR2 family member lilli (gene Prosap). The transcript has 12 exons. The record is from RefSeq and is a predicted model, not a curated record. Gene Ontology annotation, cellular component: dendritic spine; postsynaptic membrane; postsynaptic density. Gene Ontology annotation, molecular function: synaptic receptor adaptor activity; ionotropic glutamate receptor binding. Bases 1474 to 7131 code for a protein of 1885 amino acids. NCBI's taxonomy places the organism in Eukaryota, Metazoa, Arthropoda, Insecta, Diptera, Drosophilidae.
UGCUUUUUCAACCGCGAUUCGUGCUGCAUGUGUUUUCGCGUGGUCCGUUGAAAGAGGUUUGAAACACAUCGGUAACCGUCAAGUCGCCGGGAAAAACCAAUUUAGGUAAAAUCGAAAUCGAAUUUUGAAACAAGUACGAACAAACCGUUAAGUGCGGGUUUUCUGCGGCUCAAGGAGUGCGAGCGAGAGGGGCGAGACAGCCGUUUGUGUGUGCGUGCGAAAUAACGAAAUAACGGUGCAUUGAAUUCGCCCAGAUGAAUUUGAAAUAACAGCCGUGAUUCCUAGAAUUAAAAAAACUGCCAACUGCAGCUAACGAAAAGAGGAACGGAAAAAAUAAAACCGAUCGAAGUGAAGUGCAAAAACCAGGGGAAAAAUAACAAAUAAAAACAGAAACCGGUUCGCCUCUGCAGCAGCAGCAGCACAAAUCAAAGCCAAAAAGGAAAGAAACAAAAAUCAAAGACAGCGCAAGAAUUUUUGUUGUUUGGCCGGUGCGUGCGUGUGUGUGUGUGUGCGUGCGUCUGUGUGUGGGAGUUCGCCGCUGUGUGUGUGUGUGCGGGCAUCUCGGCGAAGGAGAAAAACGCAAAAGUCGGCAGGAAAAAGGCGUACGCAAGGAAAAAGAGAGGAAUUUCUUGUUUCCCCCAAAACCCAGCGAAAACCCACUACGUAAACCCGUUUCCCUGCAAAAACAAAACCCAGGAAAAAGAAGGUGAAACAAGGAACGGACGCCGCAAAAAGUGGCACAAGUGAAAAUUCCGUUUUAUUAUUAUUUGCAAGCUGCCGUCUUUUUGACAAUCGCCAAAAGUGAAAAUCAAUUUGCGAGAGCGCGCGCGCAAGGAGCAAAAGGGCAGUGAGAGGAUUUUCCUUCCCGCACGGAAGGAGAGCGCGAGAGUGGGCGAGGGAAAUUGUCCUUUUUCGGGUCCCCAAAAAUACCCAACCCAAAAAAAGAGCACGAAAACUGGACGAAAAACUCCCGGAAAAACAAACACAGCAACAACAACAGCGCGCGCUGAUAAACUGCAAAAGUAAACAAAUUGCGCCGAAACUCAACGAAUUUGGGGAAAAUUGCAGCCAGACUACAGGAAAAAAGCCACCACAUGUCUGGCCCUACAGUUUGAGCUGCACUGGGUUCUAAGCCAGAAAGAGGGAAAAUCGAGCGGGAACCACCAUGCGACAGUCCCAACGAAAGUCACUCAGCGAAAUGCCCAAGCGAAGCGGAUUCCAGCAGCAGAAGGCCAUCAAAUAGAUUGGCAAUAUACAAAUUAAGAAAAUCUACCAACAUUUACGAAACCCAGAAUAAAACACUUUGAAGUGCCAAAAAGAAGAGGGAAGGAAAAUCAGAGCGGCUACGAGAACUCCCCGCGGAGAGGGAGCAGGUUCGUUUUUUCGUGGACCGUUUGAUAGAAAGCCGUCAAAAUUACGACGUACCACCCACCCACGCCCAAAGUCAAACAGAACCCGGCCAACACGGACACCAUGUCCGGGCCGGGGGCUUUUGACGAUGAGCCGCCGCCGGAGCCGCGGGACGGAUGGCUACUGGUGCGCAUCCACGUGCCGGAGCUGAAUGUCUACAAGUGUCUGCAGUUCCCAUCGGAGCGGCUCGUCUGGGAUGUCAAGCAGCAGGUGCUCGCCUCGCUGCCGAAGGAACUGAAGGAGAGCUUCAACUAUGGCCUGUUCGCCCCACCUGCUAAUGGCAAGGCGGGGAAAUUCCUGGAUGAAGAGCGCCGCCUGGGCGAUUAUCCCUUCAACGGACCCGUGGGAUACUUGGAGCUCAAGUACAAGAGGCGGGUAUACAAAAUGCUGACCCUGGAUGAGCGCCAGCUGAAGGCCCUACACACGCGGGCCAAUCUGCGGCGUUUUCUGGAAUGCAUCAAUGGCGGGCAUGUGGAGAAGAUAGCCAAGAUGUGUGCCAAGGGCCUGGAUCCCAACUUCCACUGCUCGGAGAGCGGCGACACUCCGCUGACAGUGGCCACCGGGGCCAAGAAGCCGAACAAGCUGCUCAUCGCCCUGGUCAACGGUGGAGCCCUGUUGGAUUACAGGACCAAGGAUGGAACCACGGCUCUGCAUAGGGCUGUGGAGCACGAUUCCCUGGAGGCGGUCAGCACUCUCCUCGAACUGGGCGCUUCGCCAAACUACCGGGAUGGACGUGGCAUCACCCCGCUGUACAUCUCCAUCACCAGGAAGUGCGAGGCCAAGAUCACAGAGAGCCUGCUGCACGACCAUGCCACGCUGGGCAUCCAGGACAGCCAGGGCUGGAACGAGGUUCACCAGGCCUGUCGGCACGGCCUGGUCCAGCACCUGGAACACCUGCUGUUCUACGGUGCUGACAUGGACGGCCGCAAUGCGUCCGGCAAUAGUCCGCUGCAUGUGUGCGCUGUUAACAACCAAGAGGCUUGUGCUAGAAUGCUUCUCUUUCGCGGCGCCCAGCGCGGCGCCCAGAACUUUGCCAACCAAACUCCCUACCAGGUGGCUGUCAUUGCCGGCAACCUGGAGCUGGCCGAAAUCAUUGAGAACUACAAAUCGGAGGAUAUUGUUCCCUUCCGCGGACCGCCGCGCUACAAUCCGAAGCGCCGCUCGGGCAUCGGGUGGUUGAGCGCCAACGGAGCCGCCGGCGCAGCUCUGCUGGCAGCGGCUGGCGGUGGUUUCGGUGGUGCACUGGUGGGAUCGAAUGGCGCCGCCAACGGAAGCAACGGGAACGGGGCUGGCGGCGUUGGCCUGAUGCUCAGCCACCAGAACCACCAGCAGUUCCUCGCCGGCGGACACCAUCAGCAGCAGCAUUUGCACCACCAUCAGAACCACCACCAGAAUCACCACCAGCAGCUGCCCCACCUGCACACACUGCAGCUCCACGGCCCGCCAUCGCCCUGCCCCUCGGAGCACAUGCUGGGAGCCUACAGCUCCGCCAGUUCCAGCCUCUCCGAGGGCUCCUCCGGCCACCGCUCCCACGAGGACGACAUCAGCAUUGUGACAGACAAAUCCCUGGGCGACACCAGCGACAUUAUCAGCGAUUCGUCGGGCGUGGGAACCAACUCAGACUCCGCGGCCUGCUCCAUCGGGCACCCCAGCACCACGGUGGUGUGCAUGGAGCCAUAUGUGGGCAACACCGUGGGCCACAUCCGCCUCCAGCCAGGCGAUGUGAUCGAAGUGGUGGGCAGCACGGACUGCGGCCUGCUCGAGGGCUAUGUGCGCGGCACCAAUCAGUCCGGCUUCUUUCCGGCCGACUGCGUCCAGGAGGUGAGUCUGCGCCAGAAGCACAUCACCAAUGUGAUGACAGCCAGCACGGGCAUGGCGCCCCAACAGCAGCAGCACGCCCAGCAGCAGCAGCAACAUCUGCAGCAGGUCCCAGCCUCCUCCGCCGCCUCCUACCAGGGAUCGCCACAGCUUAGCCUGGGCGGACAUUCCGGCAGUUCCAGCACUUUGCUCCAGCAACCCCACCAGUCUCCUUCUCUAUCAGUGGCCAGCAAUGGAUCCUGCCAGCAGCCGGGAGAGAGCAAUAAUGGAGGAGGAGGAGCACCUGGUAAUGGCAUGAGCAACCGUAACAACAACCACUCGGUGGGCCAGUACAGCAGUGCCACCGCACCGCGUAUUAAAAAGAGCGCCUAUAACGCCCCGCGUUCGGUGGUUCUCCAUCGGGCCAAGCGCGGAUUCGGCUUCAUCUUGCGCGGCGCCAAGGCCAGUUCCCAGCUGAUGCAACUACGUCCCUCGGAACGCUUUCCAGCGCUGCAAUAUCUAGACGAUGUGGAUCCGGGUGGAGUUGCCGACAUGGCAGGUCUCCGUCCGGGAGACUUUCUGCUGACGAUCAACGGGGAGGAUGUAAGCUCCGCAUCGCACGAGCAGGUGGUCGAGAUGAUCCGCUCGGCGGGAGCUCUGGUCAACUUGACGGUGGUCUCGCCACAGUUUCCCCACCAGAUGCAGGCCAGUGUCCAGUAUCUGCCCAGUGGAGCGAGAGCUGGGAGCCAGCAUCUGAACAGUGGUCCAAGUACUCCUCAGUCCUCGCAUCGCCAGUGUGCCACGUUGCCCAGGAAGAUGACGGGUCCGGGUGGAGGAGUUGGAGGCGGUUCCUCGUCGGGGGGCAGUGUACGCAUGGCACCGAUGCCACCACGCAGGGAUCCCAAAACCACAUUGAGUGUGGGCAGAGCCAGGGCCAAGUCCAUGGUGGCCGGAUUGGAGAACGGAGGCGAGAAGGAGGACGAAUUGCCACACACCAAAUCCAAUUCGGUGGAGUCGAUUGCCACACCGACCCCUGUUGGCAACCAAACGGGUCCGGGAACACCCGUUCAGCUGCGCACGGCCAGCAUCAAGGCGCGCCCCACUUCCAGCAGGAUCACGGCUGCCGAGCUGGAGGAGCUCUUCCAGCGCCAGCAGGGCGAGGGCAGUGCAGCGAACGCCAGCCGAUAUGCCACCAUGAUGACCAGCUCCCGUUUCCAGUCGGGCACGGACAGUGGUGCAGCCACUCCGCCCGCCUCCAAUGGCUCGCCCAUGCGCAGUGGUCCCCUGGUCUACGGCAGUGUGGCGGAGAUGAAGCGCAAAACGGCGAGGAGCAAGCAUGGCAGUGGCACCCUGCGCGGCAAACCCGUGGCCACGCCCACAGUGGGAGCAGGUGGCGCAGGAGGCGGUCGUGACCUCAAGCGGUUCCAUUCCACACCAGAUUUGCAUGGUCCCCAGCUGCAUGGCUCUGCCUCAUCCAUUUGGCAGGCGGCUGGAAAGGGUCACCACUCGCAGGACGAUGUGGCCACGCUACAUGCCUCGCUCCAGCGCUUGAACUCCAACCAGGCAGAGCUAAAACUAGGAGGAGGAGCAGGUGGAGCAGGAGGAGCGGUGCUUCCACCGCCCAAUCACCCACCACCACCUCCUCCAGUCGGCCAGGUGGUCAAGGUGGAGACACGCAGCAGUGUCUCGGAGUACGAGAGCACCAUCUCUUUGCAGCAAAAGCUGAAGAAGCGAACGGAGAACGAUGCUGUGACCAGUGCCGCCAUCGAUGGCGUCCAGAGCAGCUUCAAUCCGUCGGCAAAUGCCAAGAUCUAUGCCUCGCCGCAGGAGCUGCGCAACGUGAUGGCCUGGAAGUUGCGCCAGGCGCAGGAGAAGCCAUCGCAGGAGACUUCCGCUGGCUCCCAGCAACCAGUCAGUCAGUAUGCUGCUCCGACGCAGAUGCGUCCACCCCAACAACAACAGCAGCAGCAGCCACAGCAGCAGCAACAGCAACCGCAACAGCCAUCCGCAGUGCUGGCCUCCCACUAUGCCGCCCCUCAAGUCCAGGUGCAACAGGUGCAGCAGCAGCAUCCGCAGCAGCCAGCACCACAAUCCCCGCCUGCACCACCGCCGCCACAGGCAGCACCAGUGCCGGCUCAAAAUGGCAAUGGGAGUGCAAAUGUAGCUGGAGGCGGAACGGCUCCUCCGAUUCCCGAACCUGAUUACAGCUGCAGCGAGUCGGAUGGCGAGGAUGAGAACUCUAUUCUGGUGGCUCGCAACACGAAGCUCAACGAGAAGAUUGCUCUGUUUGAUGUCCCAGAGACAAGUGGAAAUAGUCAGGCUAGUGGAAGCAGUUCCAACUCGGGCAGUGCCUCCAUUUCCCAUUCGCUGUCCGUGGAGGAGAUCCAGCGCAUUCGGAGCAAUCUCAAGACAUCAAAGUCAUCGCCAAACGGCUUUGCCAAGAAGCCAGAGGAGGAAAAAGCACAGGAGCAACAGCAACAGCCACAGCAACCCCACCAGCAGCCGCAGCAACAUCUGCAGCCAGGCGAAGAUGAGUGCGACAACAGCAGCUCUGGCGUGAGCAGCGAACAGGAGCAGAUGGCAAAGGCCGCGGCAGUGACACUGCCAGUAGGUGGUAAGCCCACCGAUACCAUCAAGAAGAAGCCUUCGGUAACCAUUGUGGAAGAGCCGAAGACCAUUCCCGAUCAACCCAGCACCAACAGCGGCCACACCACCAAGCCCAUGGCCAAGACCACCAUCAGCAUAGGCGGCGGGGCAAGUGCAGUACCCACAGCCACCCUGACGGUGAAGCAACUUGUGCAGCAACAGCAUGCACCCGCUAUCCAACAGCAGCAGCAGCAGCUGGGCGGCAAGCAACCAGUGACUGUGGCCAAGAGCAAUCAGUUCACACAGCAGAGCAACAUCAACAGCAAUGUGAUGAGUCCCCAGGUCUUGGGACGCAUUCCCAACGUGCAUCAUCAUCAGCAGCAGCAACAACAGUCGUCGAAUCCCAACCAGAAGCUGAUCGCCACCCAGCAGCAGAUACUGCAGCAGCAGCAACAGCAACUGGCCCACCAACAGCAUCUGCAACAGAUCCUCAAGGCCAAGGCUGCUGCGGCCGGAGGAGCUAGCAACACAGCCGCCUUGGUAGCCAAGCAUCAGCAGAAACUGCACAAGGGAACCAGCAGUGGCCACGAUUCCGAGAUGGAGGCGCGUUCCGAUCUGGAGGACGAUGACGGCGAUCUGAGUCCCUCGCCGCCGGCCAAGGCUUUCCAGCGUCACAAUUCGCUGACGCGCAAGCAGGCAGCAGCAAUUGCCAUGCAAAGGGGUGCCACUAGGACUACGGCGGUAUCCCUGAUGCAAUUACCGCCCCCACUGGAGGCGGACAGCGAUGGCGAACCGUCGCAGCUCACGCUCCAGCGCCAGCAGCCCCAUCAUCCUUCGCAGACCCACCCACAUCCCCACCAGCUGCAGCAGCUUCAGCAGCAACAACUGCAACAGCAGCAGCAGCAACAGCCGAUGGCCGCCCACAUUGUGGGCAUGCUGCCCAGCGGACAGCUGGUGGCUGUUGCCUCUGGCGCUGUUGCUGGCGUUCCGGGCGUUGGGGCGGCUGCGGUGCAGCCGGGCAACAACAAUUUGCAGCAGCUGUGCACCGACAAUCUGGUGCUGGCGCCACCGCCGCAGUUCUGCGAUUGCAACGAUGCCAAGCACGCGCCGCAGCCGCAUCUGCCAACGAGCCAAUACCAUCCACAGCAGCAACAGCAGCAGCAGCAUCAGCAACAACUGCAACAGCAGCAGCAGCUGCAACAGCAACUGCAGCAGCAACAGAUGCUGCAGAUGCACCAGCGUCUGUCCGGCGGCGCUGGGGCUGGAGCUGUGGGCACCUUGGGAAGGGUCCGCAUCGUGGGGGCCAUGCCCAAGGCCAACCACCAUAGGUUGCACUAAACUAAGCCCGCGGAAUCAAAUCAACUGUUUGCCAAAUCGUUACAUCGUUAGCUAGUGUAAGUCAACAGUCAUUGCCACUCACAACGAAUAACUGCAACUGCCUGCACCAACCGAAGAAGUGAAGAGCGAAGACCAUUUCAGACACAAAUCAAUCAGUUCAAUGGCAAGGGGAUGUUCGAACUCAGAUUUGUUUGAUUUCGAAAUCUUUAAUUACUUUUAUUAUAUUUAUUGCGUGUGAUAUAAAUUUAUGUAGGCUGCCCGCGAGCAGCAACUAAUCGCUGUUUGUAAUCGAACAGCAAGUAUGUAUGCAAUAUUUUAUGAUUAGUUAACCGAUCCCAACAUCCUACAAUUGAAAACAAACUGAGAGGCGGUAGCCAGAAUUUUAUUCUAGAGUGCGUUCUUUCAGUUUGCUUUCGAGCCGCACAAUACAAUGUGUCCAAUGCUAAUGUGGAACGAGUAUAACCAUCCGCAUUUGAUCUUAGUUCGUAAUGUUGAAAGGGCGCCAGCGCCAGGCAAGUUCAUUUAUUCAGUAUCCAUCCAUUGAUCAUUCGUGUUCGUGUUCGACUAGUGCACAAAACAUUAAAACGACAUUAACAUACUCUAAUACACAACUAGCGUAGGUUUUAUAUGCCUAAAGAAAGCAGGGAGGCGGAGUUGCACCGAGUAACAAUAAUAUUUGAAUUUGAGCAUUUAGCCGAAUUUCCAGUCAAGUCAAGUCAACUAAACUAAACUAACAAAUACUAAAUGAGUAAAACGUAUAAUGUUUUUAAAUAAAAUAUUUAUAAUACAAAUAUUUCAAUAGGCGGCAAUUUUAUAAUCGAAAAAGUGAAGAAAAAUCGAAAUUAAAACAAAACGUAAAUUUUUGCUAGUAAAAUUUACAGAUUUUUACUUUUAACAGAUUUUUUGUAUAAUUGUUUUUUUUAGAGAAAAACUUUAACUUGCCAGAGUAUUACAGGAGGUUUGAGAUGCAGAAGUAACGUAUUGUAUUGAAAGAGGUUCUCAAAUAUUUGCCAGCGCUUAAUGCAAAUAUCGUCAUAGGCAACCCAAACUUAUAAAUGCGUUUUCACGAGUAACAAUUAUUAUAACUAAGGCUGAUUUUAUUGCAUAAUACAUACAGAACACAAAAUCGGAAUACCAUUCGCCUACACACUGAAUGAAUUAUAAUGAAGAACUCAACUAAGCAAGCGAUGCAUUUAGAUUGUUUAAACGAAAACUCUUUGAGGUAUUGCGCGAAUUGGAUGGAAAUAUAAUGGAAUCGUUCGAAUUGGCAGGCCGCACCCAUAGCACUAGCAUCUAAGUGUUGAAAAGUUAGAAAACCUAAAACUAAACCAUAAACAUAAACAUACGAGUUAAUAUUGGAAGUUCUAGCAUAUAACUAGGUUUUAGCACACUUUUUAGUUCUCGCAAUAGUUGCUAAUUAUUUGUAAAUUGUUUUAGUUCCCCCACCCGCACCCGCGCGUACAUGUACACAAAUAUAAUUAGCCAUCAAGCUUGUUAAUUUUUAA